Messenger RNA from Peronospora farinosa, 675 nucleotides. The record is from the annotation of a GenBank genome assembly. Lineage: Eukaryota; Oomycota; Peronosporomycetes; Peronosporales; Peronosporaceae.
AUGCCGUCAAUGAUAGAAGAGAUCAAGCGCAUGCAGGACUUUGAGCUCACGUGGGUCGUGUAUGACCCAACAGAUCCGCUAGGUGCUAUGCUAGCACUCUGUACACUCUCUCCUGUCUUCCUGAUGAUCGUGUACGUCACACUCGUUGCCACGCAAAGAGACUUGGACAGCAUCAGUAUGCUCGUGGGACAGCUUGUGAGCGUCCUGCUCAAUAAAGUACUCAAGAAACACAUCAACCAGCCGCGACCGGUAGGCGCGUUCAUGAGCGGACCGGGGAUGCCAUCAGCACAUUCCCAGUUCAUUAGCUUCUUCGCAGCUUACAUGGUGAUUUACACGUGGAAGAGGUUAAACUCGCAUAGACGCUUGGAACAGUGGCUCACUAUCAUAGGCGCGAUUGCAAUUACAGUUUUGACAUGCUACUCGCGCAUCCACUUGAAUUACCACUCCACGGACCAAGUGGCGGUCGGCGCGGCUGUUGGUGGGCUUACUGGGGUUGUCUGGUACGCUCUGAUCGCGACGGUCUCGCCGUGGUUAUUCCCAUUGGUGGCCGAGUGGCGUCUCGCAAAAUUCUUUUAUGUGCGCGAUGUUUCGCACAUCCCGGACUUGACUGUGUAUCAGCAUAAGAUAUGCAGCUCCAAAGCUACCAAAACUUUUCCUAAGAAGAAGUCGCAGUAG